AUGCCCCAGACACCCGCCGAUCUCGUCGUGCUGCCGCGCAGCCUGGCGAGUGCCUUCCGCUGCCUCCAGGAUGUGCCGAUUCUGCAUCUAGCAGAGGUGACUAAAAUCAAUCGUCGUGGCAAACGUCAGCGGCGCAUCAUCGUCGUGGCGCCGGCGCACGUAUAUUCCUGCAUGGAGAACGGCAGCAUCCAGCGCUGCGUCGCGGUGCACGCCAUUGCGGCGGUGCACACGUGGAGUGGCGAGGGCGGCCCGCAUAUCGGACUGAAGAUCCCCGACGAGUACGACAUGCUGCUGGGCGUCGGCACCGUCGCGGAGGUGGCGGCACUCGUUGCGGCCCUGCAGACUGCCGCCCGAAACGAUGCAAACAACAACGGCAGAAAUGAGUUGCAAAUUGUGGAGGAAACAGAGAUGAUUAGCGCGGCGGCGUACCGGCUGGAGCGGCCAAAGGGUUUCCAGCGAACAAUGGCCAGUACGCUCCACUGGUGCCUUGGAAGCGUUGGUAACGUGCCUGCUGUGGGGAGGGAGCGUGAGCCAAGCAAGCCCACACCGUUUGUUUCCGCCAACAGUGAAGAUAUUUUCGUGGUGCCCGCCGCUGCACACACAGCAACGAAUGCAGAGGGCACCACCGCCAUGUGGGAGGCCGCGCUGCCGUUGGAUGACGGGCUGCUGGACGCUACGCACGCCAUGUGGGGCAGUGGCAUUGACUACAGCGACGACGAGGAUACCGAGAAUGUCCCUUCUGUUCCUUCCCCUGCCCCUGCAAUAGUGGAGGAGACAAGAGCGAGAAUCAGAACAGCACCCGAUGUUACUGCCGCCGCUGUGGGACCCGGUUGCCGCGGUCGCAGCAACAGCCACGAGAACAAUAACACCGCAAUGAGGCUGAUGGAGGUGCAAACGCAACUGGAGGAGUCGCACACCACCCUUCAGACUGUGCGCCGCAACCGAGCGGAGGAGCGGGCGCAGUGGUGCCUGCUGCUCGCGGCGGAGCGCCGAAACACGUAUCAACUGCGCCAGACCAUCGCUGACUUGCAGGCGCAGGUGAUUGUCCUCACCUCGCAGAACCUCGCAUUACGGGAAGAAGCGUUCAAGCGCUGCAUCGUGUGA
Molecule: messenger RNA, 1104 nt
Organism: Trypanosoma grayi
Lineage: Eukaryota; Euglenozoa; Kinetoplastea; Trypanosomatida; Trypanosomatidae
Exons: 1
Coding region: 1-1104 (367 amino acids)
Source: RefSeq, a predicted model, not a curated record